Messenger RNA from Phytophthora nicotianae INRA-310, 2151 nucleotides. RefSeq lists its product as hypothetical. Bases 1 to 2013 code for a protein of 670 amino acids. The transcript has a single exon. The record is from RefSeq and is a predicted model, not a curated record. NCBI's taxonomy places the organism in Eukaryota, Oomycota, Peronosporomycetes, Peronosporales, Peronosporaceae.
AUGGCACGAAUUCGAUUUCCACGCACACCUGCAGUGCUGCUCGCGGCUACAUUGGCAGCCACAUCAUCUGCCAUCGACUUCUCAGGUCAGAAUGACGUCACCCAGACUGCAGGCACAGUAGCGCCCGGAGGCGACACACCAACGACGAAUGCCGCUACUGGAGCGAGCGGCUUCGGGAAUUUCGAUUCUCCGAUGCAGUGGGAGGCCUCGUCCUCUAACAAUGUGCCCACGACUGCUCCCAUGGUCACACCUAGCGGUAGUGGAGGCUGGUCUCAACCAACGAUGCCGGAAACGCCGUCGGUUUAUUCAGCGGGCAGCGGGCAGUCAAGCGGGAGCAGUCAAACUUGGUCUCAGCCUACGACGCCAGAUACCCCUACGGUGUGGACACCAACCAGCGGACAAUCAAGUGGCACUGGUAGUCAGGGGUGGGCGCCUCCGACCUCAAGCGGUAGUGGAAACCAGGGCUGGACGCCACCGACAUCAGGUGGAAGUGGCGAACAGGGCUGGACUCCGCCAACCUCAGGUGGUAGUGAAAACCAGGGCUGGACACCAACAAGUGUUCAAGGAAGCGGAACUGGAGACCAAGGGUGGACGCCGACGGGAAGCGGAAAUGGAGACCAAGGACUGUCGCCUUCAUCCAACGCCGGACCGCCUUCAACCGGUGACUCCAGUGGGUACGACGAUGGAACACUGGGUGUGGAUUGCAGUGGGUCAAGCGAAGGCGGGGUGUCUCCCGGCUAUGAUAUGAGUCUCGAAUGCAGCGGCUCGGACGAAGAUAUGAACCCUGACAACGACUACAGUCUAGAGUGCAGUGGCUCCGACGAGGAGGAACCGUCUGUGUCGACUUCGACGGCAGGCUCGUCAAAUACCACCCCGUCCACGACGACGGCUCCAACCACCUCUAGUGAAUCCGAAGACCAAGGCUCUUCGGACGCGGCUACCUCGGGAGGGAUCGAAGAGCCCACUCCUGCGACGUCGACGGAGUCUAGCGGAACCGGUGACCAAGGCUGGUCGCAGGCGACUCAAAUCUCUUCGGCGUCGUCAUCUAACACUGAAUCGUCCUCAAAUACUGCUCCGUCACCCGAGUCAUCGUCCAACACAGCUCAAUCCUCAGCGACGCAGGAAGGUUCAGAUGCGACACAAGGAGGCUCAGAUGCGACGCAACAAGGAGGUUCGGAUGCGACUCAAACGUCCACCAGCACUGGCAAGCACGCUCCAUUUGGAACAGUGACGUCCAAAUCUGGUGGAUGUGUCAUCGGCGACCCGGACACGAACGCUAUCAGCACCAAGGACGUUAAUUGGAUUUUUGAGAAUCGCAUGGGCGUGAACCAGACGAACAACAAGAACUGGAUCUUCGACCACAUUGUGAAGGGCAAAGGCACCCUCAACUACUGUGUGCGAUGGGAUAGUACGCAGAAACUUUCCAAGACCGUGGCCUCCCAGUUCAAGGCCAUGCUGGAGCGUCAAUACGCAGAAUGGAACCGUUGGUUGAUCGGCUAUGGCUGCUGGCCGUACGAUGAGAUUAAGGUCAACAUGGUUGGCUUUGCCGUCAAGGAUGCGUCCCUGCUAGACUGGAAGGAUGACUCGCUCGGUACGAUCUACGCUGGUGAUCUGGACGCCGAGGGAGUUCCACAGUGUCCUCAAACCUGUUACAAUUUCUUUGACAACGGCCCUAAAACCUGGUCGGACACGAGCGCAUGCAAGGGUGAGCCAUUCGAUUUGUCGUUAUGGCCGAAGCAGGGCCUCGAAGGAGGUUUUGGUUACGAUUGGGGACAGGAAGUCAACCUCGAAAACAUGCUGCAGACUCUUGACCAGGAGAUUCUUCACAUUGUAUGCCACGAAAUUGGCCACGGUUUUGGACUUCCUGACUUCUACUCGGACGCUGAGAAGCCUUCGAAGGAUAUGGGUCCUGCGAUUAUGAUGGCUGGUAGCUCGAUGACUGUCACGGAUAUUGACGGCUGGAUGCUGCGUCGCGGGUACGAGAGCGUCAGAGAUCGCUACAGCUUCAAGUAAAUGCAGUUAUCGCGUCGUGUAAGUGGAGCAAUGUGUGUCGUUUAGUUUUCCAGCUCGCAUUGGUACGAGCAUGCAGCGUUUCGUUGUUAAAAUAUAACAGAAGCUGUCUUGACCGCUUUAUAAAGCGCAUUCCUACAA